Messenger RNA from Trichosporon asahii var. asahii CBS 2479, 963 nucleotides. RefSeq names its product phosphate carrier protein. Lineage: Eukaryota; Fungi; Basidiomycota; Tremellomycetes; Trichosporonales; Trichosporonaceae. Gene Ontology annotation, biological process: mitochondrial phosphate ion transmembrane transport. The coding region runs from base 1 to 963 and encodes 320 amino acids. Gene Ontology annotation, cellular component: mitochondrial inner membrane. The record is from RefSeq and is a predicted model, not a curated record. The transcript has 2 exons. Gene Ontology annotation, molecular function: phosphate transmembrane transporter activity.
AUGGUUUCCCAGGUUAAGGGCUUCUACGCCGCCUCCGUCUCGGAGAAGAAGGCCCCCACCGGCGCUGACCUCUACGCCCGUUUCGCCCUUGCCGGUGCCCUCGGCUGUGCCAUUACCCACGGUGCCCUUACCCCCGUCGAUGUCGUCAAGACCCGUAUCCAGCUUGAGCCCGAGGUCUACAACAAGGGUAUGAUCAACGCCUUCCGCCAGAUCGUCAAGAACGAGGGUGCCGGUGCCCUCCUCACCGGUCUCGGCCCCACCGUCGCCGGUUACGCCGUCCAGGGUGCCCUCAAGUUCGGUGGAUACGAGUUCUGGAAGAAGCAGGCCAUCGACUACCUCGGUGUCAAGAAGGCCUCUGAGCACCGCCAGGCCGUCUACCUCGGUGCCUCUGGUAUCGCCGAGUUCUUCGCCGACAUUGCCCUCUGCCCCCUCGAGGCCACCCGUAUCCGUCUCGUCUCGCAGCCCUCGUUCGCCAACGGCCUCGCCUCUGGCUUCCUCCGCAUCGCCCGUGAGGAGGGUAUUGGCGGCUUCUACGCCGGUUUCGGCCCCAUCCUGUUCAAGCAGGUCCCCUACACCAUGGCCAAGUUCGCCGUCUUCGAGGUUGCCUCCGAGAAGAUCCUCCAGGGCCUCGGCCGCACCAAGGCCUCGCUUACCCAGGGUGAGCAGACCGGCCUCAACCUCGGCGCCGGUCUCAUCGCCGGUAUGGCCGCUGCCGUCAUCUCGCAGCCCGCCGACACCCUCCUCUCCAAGAUCAACAAGACCAAGGGUGCCCCCGGCCAGUCCACCACCUCGCGUCUCAUCGAGAUGUCCAAGCAGCUCGGUGUCAAGGGUCUCUUCACCGGCAUGGGCGCCCGUCUCGUUAUGAUUGGUACGCUCACUGCGGGCCAGUUCCUCAUUUAUGGAGACAUUAAGCGUAUGCUCAACGCUACCGGCGGUGUCGAGAUCGCCGCUGUCCCCAAGUAA